GCUCCUCGUCAGCAAUUGAAUGAGUGCCCCCACCUCCUAAUUUCACUGUCUCCACUGUCCUAUAAUAGAGCAAUGCAACAGGCAGAAUUCCUUAAGCUCGGACUGAUUUCCUUAGCUCAAACUGGUCGAGCAGCUCACAUGUCUUGAAGGGAGUGCGAGAAGUUGAAGCUUAAGAAGAGAAGAAAAUGGCAGUCAAUGAUCAUAACAGGAAGCAGUCAAGUUCAUCAUCUUGGUUAUGCAGAAGCGCGAGUUGCUUCCAAAUCGUAACGUCCUCGAAAGCAUCAACCAUGGAGAAGGAACAAAAACAAAGGGAUGGCAAAGAUUUGCCAGUUUUGAAUGCUACAACCACAAGAAAGCGGCCUGGUGGAUGGAAGGCUAUGCCCUUUAUCAUUGGAAAUGAAACGUUUGAAAGGCUGGCUACUUUCGGAUUAUUGGCGAACUUUAUGGUAUAUUUGACACGAGAGUUUCACAUGGAUCAGGUUUCAGCUUCCAACGUUAUUAACAUAUGGUCCGGUGUGACUAAUUUUGGGCCCUUGGUUGGUGCCUUCAUCUCUGAUGCCUAUGUCGGCCGGUUCCCGACUAUUGCAUUCGCCUCUUUGGCAUCACUUCUGGGAAUGGUGACUGUGACUAUGACGGCUUGGAUGACGCAGCUGCAUCCUCCACCAUGCACCCCACAACAGAAAGAAUUGGGUCAAUGCAAAGGUUCAACCACAGCUCAACUGGGUGUGUUACUGUUGGGGCUGGGGUUUUUGUCCAUCGGCUCCGGUGGCAUUAGGCCAUGCAGCAUUCCGUUUGGUGUGGAUCAGUUCGAUCCAACCACCGAUGAUGGGAAAAAAGGAAUUAACAGUUUCUUCAACUGGUACUACACCACAUUUACCCUGGUUUUGUUGUUCACUCAAACUAUUGUGGUUUAUAUCCAAGACUCUGUUAGCUGGAGCAUAGGUUUUGGGAUACCAACCUUGUGUAUGUUCUUGUCGAUUAUCUUCUUCUUCGUUGGAACGAAUAUCUAUGUGCAUGUGAAGGCAGAAGGAAGCCCACUUUCCGGCCUUGCGCAAGUUUUUGUUGCGGCAUAUAAGAAGCGCCGGAUUCAGCUUCCGGCCGACGUAGACGUAGAUGGAAUUUUCUAUGAUCCUCCAUUGAAGGGGGCUGUAUUUACAAAGCUUCCUCUCACCGACCACUUCAGAUUUCUAAACAAAGCGGCUUUUAUUCAAGAGAAUGAACUGAAGCCAGAUGGCACUAGCUCGAAUCAAUGGAGGCUCUGCAGCAUCCAGCAGGUGGAAGAGCUUAAAUGCAUAGUUCGAAUAAUUCCCAUAUGGAUUUCCUGUAUCAUUAGCCUAACUUCCAUGACACAACAAGGAACUUUUACCGUAUCACAAGCCUUGAAAAUGGAUCGGCAUCUAGGACCCCACUUUCAAAUCCCAGCUGGUUCAAUGGGGGUCAUUUCACUAAUCAUAAUAGGGUUAUGGCUUCCAUUCUACGACCGUUUUCUCGUACCAGCCCUCCGAAAAGUCACCAAAAAUGAAGGCGGAAUCUCACUUCUCCAAAGAAUAGGAAUCGGGGCUGUAUUUUCGAUUCUGUCGAUGGUUGUAGCUGGAUUGGUGGAAAGGGUGAGAAGGGCUUCGGCUAUUCAAAACCCUCAGCCACUCGGGGUUGCACCGAUGUCAGUCAUGUGGCUAGCCCCACAGCUUAUUCUACUUGGCUUUUGCGAGGCAUUCAACAUCAUCGGACAGAUCGAAUUCUUCAACAGGCAGUUUCCCGAUCACAUGAGAAGCAUUGGGAAUUCUCUUUUUUCCUGUUCUUUUGCUGGAGCAAGCUACUUGAGUAGCUUAGUGGUGACCAUUGUGCAUCAUGUCACGAGAACGCAUGCCCAUCCUGAUUGGUUGACAAAUGAUAUCAAUUAUGGCAGACUGGAUUAUUUCUACUUUCUCAUAGCAGGGAUGGGGGUCCUGAAUCUUAUCUACUUUCUCUACUGUGCUAAUCGAUAUCGGUACAAGGGCAGUGCACAAAUAGGAGAUGAUCGUGAUGAUUCCCAUCAUGUUGAUCAUGAUCAUGCACUAGUGCUGGAGCUUAGUAAUUCGAAUAAAGCUUGAAUGCAAUCUGAUAAAGAUUACAUAAGUACGUCGGAAUUAUAAUAAAUAAAAUAGGGAAGUACUUCUAUAUAUAAUAUUAUUAUUUCUGUUA
Messenger RNA from Juglans microcarpa x Juglans regia, 2181 nucleotides. RefSeq names its product protein NRT1/ PTR FAMILY 2.13-like. Gene Ontology annotation, biological process: transmembrane transport. Lineage: Eukaryota; Viridiplantae; Streptophyta; Magnoliopsida; Fagales; Juglandaceae. Gene Ontology annotation, cellular component: plasma membrane. The transcript is spliced from 4 exons. The coding region runs from base 186 to 2090 and encodes 634 amino acids. The record is from RefSeq and is a predicted model, not a curated record. Gene Ontology annotation, molecular function: transmembrane transporter activity.